This is a messenger RNA of Branchiostoma floridae (Florida lancelet), 1440 nucleotides long. RefSeq lists its product as uncharacterized. Bases 17 to 1174 code for a protein of 385 amino acids. The transcript is spliced from 11 exons. The record is from RefSeq and is a predicted model, not a curated record. NCBI's taxonomy places the organism in Eukaryota, Metazoa, Chordata, Leptocardii, Amphioxiformes, Branchiostomatidae.
AAAGGAAGGAGGAGCCAUGCAGACAGCCAACUCCAAAAUCAGGGGCAAGAUAUCAGACACUUCACUAGCUGGAGCACAGGAGGAAGAUGAAGACACCCUGCUGAAGAAAUACCCAGCACUGAUUGGAGGAGCACGUUUUAAACACAGAGCAUCCCAAGCUGGUAUGAGCUGCAUGCAGCUAGCAGAGGAGGAUGCUGAUCAGGAGGAGGCUGCAGCACUGCCGGUUGGGGCCAUGAAGGAGAGACUCAAGUCCCUGGGACAACAUGCUGUGGAUGUGUUUGGCAUGAUGAUGAACCUGGCCCAUGCUACUGUCAAGUAUCAGUUCCAGGACUAUGUACACCUGCACCAGGUGAUGAAGCCCAAACACAGGCAGCAGAUGAAGGAACUCAUGACCAUGCUGGAAGGUGUAGAAGAAGACGAUGAUGAUGACGAUGAUGAUUUCAUGUACAAGGGCACAAGGAGGAGGUCGUCCAUCUUACACAAAUACUUCCUGGACAAUCGUAUGGAACAGAAGCUGAGAAAGACCAUGCAGGUGAAGGGUCUGAGAACCAUUGGCAGUGGCUUCCACCUACAGACCCCUCCCCGGCCUGCCACGGACUCCCAACAGGCCCAGGAACCCAGAUUAGUGCUGUCCAAGAGUUUUGUCCAACUCCGCAGCACGGUUUCCCGCGUGGGGACGACAGCGUCGGUACACAGGCCUGAGCUGGAGAUCCCCAAGGCCACAGUCUCCAGGGCUGGACUACCUGUACUGGCGGUGGGGCUCGGCAAUAGGAAAGGAGCCCAGACCACCUACCCCCGGGCCAGGAAAGGCAGCAUACAGCCGUGGAGAGACACUCAUCUCUACAAAAUGACUGCUCUGGAUCCAACCUACAGGGUGGUCAACCCGGGGGCAAAGGUCACAACAACAAAGCUGGGCUCAGGGUUCACUGUUCCAAUUAAGUUCAAGGGACAAGAGCCUAAACCGUUCAAGCCAAAGAGGACGACUCAAGUGAAAUCUCGGCCCAGAGAAUCCCUUCCCCACCCCCCGGGACUGACUUUUCCCCUCCCCUCUCUGAAGCCUACUCGUGUGCAGGGCAAACGUGCAAAAGGCACCAUCAGUACCUCUAAGGUUCAGCAAAGCAGGGACCAAGGGACAGUUCUACCUCUUCUGUUUGUGACUAGCAAACAGAUAUGAGGACACAACUCAAGCACAAUCAUGCUGAAUUGGACCUGCAAUCAUUUAUCAAUUAUGCAUUAAAUACAUGUAUUGUAAAUGGAACAUUCUUCCGUACUUGUACAGAUAAUGAAUGCUAUCAUGAUGAAAAUAUUUUGCAAAUACCAGAAUAGAAUUGGUGAAAACGUCAUAUUUAUGUAACAUAUCGUGUACAUACAUGUAUUGUCAACCAAAUUUUGUACAUAAGAGCUGUAAACCAAUGACAAUAAAGAUGGUUAAAAAACUAG